Messenger RNA from Leptidea sinapis, 6005 nucleotides. RefSeq names its product zinc finger protein 608-like. Gene Ontology annotation, biological process: regulation of transcription by RNA polymerase II. The transcript is spliced from 12 exons. The record is from RefSeq and is a predicted model, not a curated record. Lineage: Eukaryota; Metazoa; Arthropoda; Insecta; Lepidoptera; Pieridae. Gene Ontology annotation, cellular component: nucleus. Bases 567 to 3497 code for a protein of 976 amino acids.
UCCGCCGACUCGAUGCGGCGCUAUCGUACAAUGCAAUAACUAAAAUACUAUUCUACCGUGAAAAUCAUCAUGCUAUUUGUUUAUACCUACUAUGGAUUUGAUUGUAUGACCUCAAGUAUUCACUAACAAUAAUAGUAUUAUGUUGUAGUGUGAAUUUUGAAUCGUUUAGUUACUGUAAAACGACUCGACAACGUUCAUUUUAGUGUGGAAUGGUGAUUAUAAGUAAUUUCUUUGCUUUUACGGUGUAGGGUUGUUCGGUAGGUACUCGGUACGUAUCGAUCGUGUAUUGAAACAAAGCUGUGGAUUGUUUUGGUGUUUUGGAGCUUAAAGGUACCCUGUGCCGCGUUGGAUGCCCGUGCAAGUCGGUAUGGAGUGUUGAGUGAUGGUGCAUUGAUAACGUGCCGUUACACAAGUGAUAGUGUUAACAGUGCCACAAAGUGCUGAAUGGAUUGUGUCUAUCUUGGAUUGUCAUCGCCAGUCGUCAUUAGCAAAAGUUGGGAACGGGCUACAAUGGUGUGUGCGAGCGCGGCGCAGGCGGGGCCGGGCGCGGACUGCGUGCGGCGCGCAUGGCGGCGCCAAUGAGGGAGGGCGGAGCACGGCCCGCGCACCUCGCGCACGCGACCAACUUCGAGUACGAUGACAACGAGUGGGACAUCGGCAUCGGCGACCUCAUCAUAGACCUCGAUGCCGACAUAGAGAAGACGGCCGAGGCGGGCGGCAUGGCGGCGCGGCCGGAACCCGACGCGCAGCGCACCGCGCUCAAGAUGAAGAUCAAGCGCACCAAGCCCGGCACCAAGAGCUGCGAGGCCAAGCACGAGAUCGUCAAGUCCAACGAGAUGAACGGCGAGCCCAAGACGGGCGCCGGCGCCUCCGCCGCCGCCAAGCGCGGCUCGGGCGGCCACCGCCGGGACAAGGCGCGCGACAAGCACCACCAGCCGCCCCCGCCCCCGCACGACGCCGCCGGGGCCCGCGUGCCGCCGCCGCCAAACGCGCCCGGCCCGCCCGCGCACCUCGCCCCCGCGCCCCACGGGCCGCACGCGCCGCUGACCAAGCCGGAACCCCGGCCCCCGGCGCCGCCGACCACCCCCGCGAGCCCCGCGCCCCCACCUGCCACUGCCGCCACUACGGCCGCGCCCGUUGCGCCCCCGCCGGCCCCCGCGUCACCCGCAAAUACCGAAACCACCGACGACUCAAGACAAGAACCCCACAACUCUCAGCCACCUGCAAAGAAACAGAAAACAGAUACAAAGGAAACAGCAGAAGUCUGCGUAGGAACAUCAGUUGGAACAAUAACGGAGCCGGACUGCUUGGGGCCCUGUGAGCCUGGUACAUCAGUCACGCUGGAGGGCAUCGUGUGGCACGAAACGGAAGGUGGUGUGCUGGUGGUGAAUGUCACUUGGCGAGGGAAGACCUACGUGGGCACACUGCUGGACUGUACCAGGCACGACUGGGCACCCCCCAGAUUCUGCGAUUCCCCCACCGAGGAGUUAGACUCCCGAACCCCCAAAGGUCGAGCGAAGCGUGGCCGCGGCGCGAAUCCCACAGACAUGACCAACUUCACUGAAACCAGGUCCUCCGUGCACAGCAAGCUGAGGAACGGUGGAGCGAAGGGUCGCCGCGCACUCCCGUCACCCACACCAUUCACUCCACCUCGACCUGACUCUAAGCGGAAACGGAACUCAGAGGCCGAAGAACGACCGCCGACUCCUAAAGCGAAAAGACCUCCGCCUACUCCGUCUUCGCCGCCUCCAGAUCCAGUUCUCCUGGAAUGCCCUGAGCCGAACUGUUCCAAGAAGUACAAGCACGCGAACGGUCUGAAGUACCACCGGUCCCACGCGCACGGCACUCCCGACGACGAAGAAAAAGACGGAUCCAGUUCGGAGCAAGAGGAGUCCGUCCCGGAGCCAGCGUCGCCGGCCGGGCCACCUUCGGCGCCGCCCACUCCGGUCACUCCAGUCAAAUCGCCAACACCAACGAAGUCUCCGGAAGAGAAGAGUGAUAAAUCUCCAGAGAAGUCGCCUGAGAAGCCGGAAGCGGUAGAGUCACCUCCGCAACCCAGGUUCGAGGAAUUCGUGCCGAUGCCGGAACCCGCGCCCGCCGCGGAGAGGACGGUCACACCGCCGCCAGCUGUCACUCCGCCGCCUGACACGCUGCCCGCUGUCACCCCCACCGCCUUCAAGGUGAAGCCGCGAUCAGCGUUGAUGCCGUCAGAAGAGCGCAAGUCAACGGAGUCCAACCCUGACGAGUCUCCGGGCAAGAGACGCGCCAGACGCUCGCCUACGCCCGGCGUGCGCUCACCGGCGUACUCCGACAUCUCGGACGACGCGGCGCCGACAGAGGGCGCCCCGGACACCGACCCGGCGCACAGGCCCUACCCUGUAUAUCAUCAGUACUACGGCCAGCCACCAUUUCUGCCCACGAGCCACCAGUCGGCUGCGCCACCAUCCACUGCCCCUGACAAGGGUAAGGAGGACCUCGGCAAGGGAGACGCCAAGACCGAUCUAAAGGACGUGAAACAAGAGAGCGGUCCACAGAAAGUCCUCCCCCAGCACUUCUACCCGUACAACUAUGUGCCCAACUUUCCGUACAACGUGGAGAGUGGGCCGGCGCCCGCAGAAGACAAACCUAAAGACCUGGAGCGCUCCAAGAACCCCAGCCACCUUGAUGACAAGAAGCAGCGCCCCGAUGGCAAGGAGCCCCGCCCCAACGACACUCACCAGAUCCUGAAGGAGAGCAUCGAGAUGAAGGCGCAGAUGGGCUCUUAUGCGUUUCAGAGGCCACCGCAUACCAGGGAAGAAGAAUUGAGGAGGUACUACAUGAGUUUAGAGCAGCGGCGAAAAGAAGGCAGUGACGGGAAGCCCCCCGGAGUCCCGCUUAACUCAGGUGUUCUGCCCCCCGGAGCCAGGCCUCAGCCCCAACCGGCUCACAAACCACAGAAGGAUAAAGACGACAAACCAAAGGAAGAAGUUAAGGUCAAGCAAGAAGGUCAAAAACCAACGACAGAGACGCAGGGGCCGCCGCCCCCGCCCACCUCGCAGUACUACCUGCCCCCCUACAUGCAGCCCCCGCACUAUGGCGGCCUACCCUUCGACCCCGUGUACAGAGCCCCCCUGAGCCCCAUGCUUGUGGGGGGCUUCGGGGGCGGCUGGACUGUGCCGAGGUACCACGCGCCCGAGGAUCUAUCGCGACCAGGAGCACAGGGGAAGCUGGACUUGAUGCCGGGCCACGGGGGGCAAUACGCGUACGGGCCGCCGCACAGCGCCCCCCACAAGAUACACGAGCUACAGGAACAUGCGAAGUCGCCGCAAGGCAAGCCCCCCCGGCCGGAGCCCCCCAAGGAGUCCCCGCGGUCGCCGCCCCCCCAACGUCACGUGCAUACACACCAUCACACGCACGUGGGGCUCGGAUACCCGCUCUACCCGCCCCCCUAUCCAGCGGCUGCAGUGCUGGCGAGCACGCAGGCGGUCGUCAAUUCGUUCCCGACUCCACCCAAAUGAGACAAGGACAAUUUAAAUAAGGACUCUAACCAAAUGGUGAAGACUAAGUGAACUAUGUGAAAGUGAUAGUGAAAUGGACAAGUGAACUGUGAUUGACAGUGGACAAGUUGUAUUGUGAUCCUAGUGUUGUGUUGUGUAUGAAGACUUAGUGUUCCCGAACUGAAGUUACCCCGAUGUUGAUUGUUGACUGUGUGAAUAGAGAAACGAUAAACCAGACUCUGUCGCUCUCUCAUACCCUAGUGGAGGCACAAACUGGCUGUAUAUAGUAGUAUUAGUAUAUGUAAAAGUGUUCAGUGUAAUGUAUAAAGCUACAUCGAAUUGUAUGGGGCGUUGAACUGAACAUUGAAGCCCCGUCAAGGUCUAUGAGCAUUCCACAAGCAAAUGCGAUCGUAUAGUUUCUAAUUAAUAUUUAGUUGGUAGUGUAAGGAGUUAAUGUGAUGAUGAGUCGUAGCAUGCACAAAUCUUACUAUGUGAGUCGUGAGAUAUUUAUAUUGUAUCGUAGAGAAUCCUAUAGAAAUGUGGAGUGUUCGCUAUGCGUCAUGUAUGUCUGGCUUAUAAUAUAUUGUAAAGGACGACAUAGCUCGAUUUUCUUAAGCAAGGGAUUGUUUCUAUUGUCAUGCACCAUAGAUAUCCUUCAGUGAUGUGUUAGUCUAAUACCUUAGAUAAUUUAUACGUCUAGAUAGAGUCUCUUGCUGUCACACAACCGAUAAAAACAGGCCAGGAAUAUUUAUUUACUGUGUGUGACAAGCUACGUCUUAAACUCGCGAUUUGUGUGUCACUGUGCAUGAUUUCCUCAAAAUAGGGGUUAAUUCUAAACUCAAUUUUUUUGAAGUUUUCACAGCUGUCAUUGUCUAUCUAGGUAUAUAAAUGACCUAAGUCUAAUUUAUGUUUUAAUGCUCCAGAAUCUUGAACUCAUAAUAAUCUAAUAAUAAAACAGUUAUAGUUCAAAACAUACAAUAGUAUUGUUUUUCGUUUUCGAAAAAAUUUCAUUGUCAUUAAUUAAUAUAUACAUAAAUAUAUAACUAGAAACUGGAGCAUAAUCUAUACAGACUAGUCUUCCAGUUGAUAGAAGAAGACCCUCAUAGAAAGCUAUUGCCAUAUAUUAUAAUAAAUAAAUUUUAAAUACUGCCAAAAUGCUCUCUGGUUGGUUUUGUUUGCUGGGGCUCGCUCAAAUCUGAUUGUUUAUAGUUUAAUUACUUAUCAAGUAUAUGCGCGGUUUUAUAGAGAAUUGUAACUAUUUCUGAGGAGAUUUCUCAUUGAUAGAUAAAUGAUUGUUAAUUCCAAAUAUUUGAUUGAGAUCCUUGAGAGAAUACUUGAGAUUUGUGGGGAGAUAUCUGAUUCAAUGAAUAAUAUAAUAAUAGAAAAAUACCUCCUUAGAUCAUUACAGAAUUGUGAUCUAUUAUAGUAAUAUCUAUGUUAAUAUAAUUUAUUUUAACCAGAGCAAACAACAAAACGUAAUAUAAGGAUAUUUUCAACUUUAAUAAUUAGACAUUAAUAUUUUUAAUGUCUAAUUAUUAUAUCAAUUACCAAUUACAUUAUUAUUUAUUACCAAUAAAGCAAUUCAGGAUUAAAACUUUUCAUCCAAUGUAUUUAAAAUGUGUAACAUAAUUUACAUAUCAAAUAUUUCUGAAAAUCGCUAUAUAUCCUAUAAAGCCUCAAAUAUGUUAAAUAAUUAAUAUGAAAGAUUACUUGUAUAUUAAAAUCAUCACUUUGUUGUAUGUCUGCAAUGAGCAUCUUUCAAUUUAAACUUUGCUCGAAUGUCAAAAAUCUUUGAUAAUCACUGCGAGUAUUAUUCUGAAAUAUGACACAAACCUUUGAUUGCAUUUAUGUGUGACUUUACAGAAGUUGCCCUUCGUUUUGUAUUUAUUGUUAUAUCAGUGCUUCUUAUAUGUUGGCUCUGGAGUUAUUUAUGUUUGUAUGAACACUUUACAAUACAUAGCUCCCGAUGGAUGCUAAUGGAAUUAACUUUGUAUAGAAAUAUCUGGUCUGGUUAAUUUUAUAAGAGUGUAAUAAAACUGGUGUAAGAAGCAUUUUAAUGCGAUUGUGGGGUAGAAUUUUAAUAUUCAUCAAACUGUAAAGUAAAAAUAUAAGAAAAAUUCAAGUUGACUCUUAUCCAAGUUAUUGUUUCCACACCAGAGGCCUAAUAAUGAUUAAAGGCGAUCGGAGAUUAUGUUUUAUUGUUAAAGUUUGAUCGCUUAAGCUCUACUUAGAACUGUUCUAUUUAAAUUGUGUAUGUACAGCACUGUUGUAUGAAUGUUGAUGUGUAAAUAAACUUGAUCUCGUGUAGCGCAGUGCACCCUAUACUUUAGCCUAGACUGAAUUGUGAACGAUCGGGCGAGUCUGCUUAUAUUUUCAUUUUAUACCAGUGUCAAAAACACCGCGGCGUUGUAAUAAUAGUAUCGAAUAUACAUGUGUAUUUUUUUUGAUGUAACUAAUGCGAACUUUAAUUUUCUUAGAAAAGAAAUUGGAGACGUUAAAAAAGGAAUAAAGAUAAAUUAUUUCUUAUAA